UAUAGGGGUUCUCCAGUUUGACAUUCAAAAAGGGGAUGGAGGCGCGGGACCUCCUGCGCUCCUCUCCUCGGUGAGCGUCUUUCAAAGCGGCCGCCAGCCAGCGCCGCUGUAACCCCGCGCACGGCAGGUCGCGGGCUCCUGUCCCUUUCGAUCUGCGCCGACUCGCCAGCGGAUCUCGGGGACUCCCCGAGCCGGGAAUCUCCCGCCAGCUGCGAGCUGCGUCCUGGCGAAGGCAGGAGCACGUGGAGUGGCCGGAUAGCCAAGCGGCUGCUCCAGCCCAGCCAGGCGGCGAGAUGGAAGAUAUAAAACCAAAUGUGGAACUGAAAAGCAGUCAGGAGCAGUCUGUGCCUACAGGUCCAGUGAUUUUAAAUGACUACAAUUUAACCAAACCUCGUGAGGCAGAAAAUGUGGACAGUGCAGAAUGCCCAACCAAUGAAGAUGAAGAUAUGGAAGACGAUUCAACGAAAGUGAAAGAUGAAUAUAGUGAAAGGGAUGAGAAUGUUUUGAAGCCAGAGCCCAUGGGAAAUGCAGAAGAGCCUGAAAUUCCUUACAGCUAUUCCAGAGAGUAUAAUGAAUAUGAAAACAUUAAGUUGGAGAGACAUGUUGUCUCAUAUGAUAAUAGCAGGCCAACAAGUGGCAAGAUGAACUGUGAUGUGUGUGGAUUAUCCUGCAUUAGUUUCAAUGUCUUAAUGGUUCAUAAGCGGAGCCAUACUGGUGAACGCCCAUUCCAGUGUAAUCAGUGUGGAGCAUCUUUCACUCAGAAAGGCAACCUCCUCCGCCACAUUAAGCUGCACACGGGGGAAAAACCUUUUAAGUGUCACCUCUGCAACUACGCGUGCCAGAGGAGAGAUGCCCUCACAGGCCAUCUCAGAACACACUCUGUUGAGAAACCCUAUAAAUGUGAGUUUUGCGGAAGGAGUUACAAGCAGAGAAGUUCCCUUGAGGAGCACAAGGAGCGCUGCCGUACAUUUCUUCAGAGCAGUGACCUUGGUGAAACCGCAAGUACGGAGGCAAGACACAUCAAGGCAGAGAUGGGAAGUGAAAGAGCCCUGGUUCUGGACAGAUUAGCAAGCAAUGUGGCAAAACGAAAAAGCUCAAUGCCUCAGAAAUUCAUUGGUGAGAAGCGCCACUGCUUUGAUGUCAACUAUAACCCCAGCUACAUGUACGAGAAAGAGAGUGAGAUCAUACAAACCCGGAUGAUGGACCAAGCCAUCAAUAAUGCCAUCAGCUAUCUCGGUGCUGAGGCCCUGCGCCCCUUGGUCCAGACGCCGCCUGCUCCCACCUCGGAGAUGGUUCCGGUUAUCAGCAGCAUGUACCCCAUAGCCCUCACCCGGGCCGAGAUGCCGAAUGGCGCCGUCCAGGACCUGGACAAGAAGCACAUCCACCUGCCAGAGAAGAGCCUGCCUUCCGAAAGAGGCCCCUCCCCCAAUAACAGUGGCCACGACUCCACAGACACUGACAGCAACCAUGAAGAACGCCAGAAUCACAUCUACCAGCAAAAUCACCUGGUCCCUCCGCGGGCCCGCAAUGGCAUCCCACUUCUGAAAGAGGUACCCCGCUCUUAUGAACUCCUCAAGCCCCCGCCCAUCUGCCCACGAGACUCCAUCAAAGUGAUCAACAAAGAAGGGGAGAUGAUGGAUGUGUAUCGCUGUGACCACUGUCGAGUCCUCUUUCUGGAUUAUGUGAUGUUCACCAUUCACAUGGGUUGCCACGGCUUUCGUGAUCCUUUUGAGUGUAACAUGUGUGGGUACCGAAGCCAUGAUCGGUAUGAGUUUUCGUCUCAUAUAGCCCGAGGAGAACACAGAGCCAUGCUGAAGUGAACAUCUGGCCCCAAAAAUGAUCACGCCCAAGGAUUCCACAUUGUUUUUAAAAACCAACACCCCCACCUAACAAAUCACUCUCAAAACAAACUCAGUUCCAGACUCUUUUUUGUACCACUUUCAGUAUCAGAGGGUCAUGCUCACGUGGGCAAAGAAAAGCCUGUCUCCAUUCAGAAGUUGUUUGCAGAUAAUGCCGACGUGAAACCUUUGUUUGCCCAUCAGGGACUUGAAUUUUAUGCUAUUUAAAAACCAGAGAAGUAUUUGAUCACUUUCUUUUGCGUCAAUAGGACAGGCAUACCUUGGAGUUUGUUGCCAGUUGAAAGAGUCCCCCCCACAGUGCUGCCUGGAACACUCCUUCUGAGAUAUGUCAGCCAGAAGCGCCCAGAGGCCAUGAGCCCAGGUCCACACGGAAGAAGAGCUGGCUUAGUGACCUUAUGGGAAGUCUCGUCCUUCUGCGUUUAACAAAAGGCGGAGAGUUAGGCUCUACUCUCCCAAACCAAUUAGAGUCUAAUAGUAAGGAAAAAGACGACCCAUAAAAUAACUGUUAUCAAUAACUGAAGACUCAGUCUUGGAACAUUAGAUCCUUUUCUUAUCACAUAAGCAAAAAAACACAAAACC
Pipistrellus kuhlii (Kuhl's pipistrelle) is the source of this 2438-nucleotide messenger RNA. It is a transcript of the gene IKZF3, whose product is annotated as IKAROS family zinc finger 3. Gene Ontology annotation, cellular component: nucleus. Gene Ontology annotation, molecular function: DNA-binding transcription factor activity; RNA polymerase II cis-regulatory region sequence-specific DNA binding. Gene Ontology annotation, biological process: regulation of transcription by RNA polymerase II. The transcript has 8 exons. Bases 294 to 1820 code for a protein of 508 amino acids. Lineage: Eukaryota; Metazoa; Chordata; Mammalia; Chiroptera; Vespertilionidae. The record is from RefSeq and is a predicted model, not a curated record.